Molecule: messenger RNA, 4396 nt
Organism: Salvia miltiorrhiza (redroot sage)
Lineage: Eukaryota; Viridiplantae; Streptophyta; Magnoliopsida; Lamiales; Lamiaceae
Exons: 6
Coding region: 227-4081 (1284 amino acids)
Source: RefSeq, a predicted model, not a curated record
CGCCACCGCCCCCACCCCACCCCGCCACCCACCACCACCCCCAGCCGCACCCUUCUUUCUCACUAUUAAUUCCAAAUUUUUAAUCGCCAACAUCUCUCUAAAACCCCUCUCUCUCUCUCCCCACCAUUUCUCUCUCUCUCUCUCUCUCCAAAAAUACAAUCAACAAAGACAGCGCACCGAGAUCAGCUCACCACCUCUCUCAGAUUAAGGUGCGUUUCAUCCAGUCAUGGCAGAGGAGGCGCUUACAAAUCAGGAGAUCCCAGCUGCAAAGUUGGCCGAGGAAGCCGAGAGCAACGGCGUCCCCACAAAGAUAAUUGAGGAGAACACAGAGUACAAAACAGAGGAAGGAAAGAAAGACGAAGAAACGGCCAUGGAAGGAGAGUUUGUCAAGGUGGAGAAAGAGUCGUUGGAUGUGAAGGAUCGCUCCCACUCUCUCGAGACAGAUUCUGUUGCAGAAGAAAAACCUGCUGUCGUUCAGCGCGCCGAUAGCAGCAACCAGGAAGCAACUCGGGAGUUGCUAGAAGCUCAAGAGAGAGUUAAAGAGCUUGAAGAUGAAGUGAAGAGAAUUUCUGAUGCGGUGAAAGAAGCUGGAGAUGAAAACACGGUCCUCAAAAACAAGCUCUUGCAGACAGAAGAAUUCCUUCAGGUAAGCAAGAAGAAUCACGACGAGCUUGAACUCGAAAACAAGAAACUGCUGGAGCAGAGCUCUGAAGCCGAGGACAGAUACAAGGAGCAGCUCAAAACACUGCAGGAGGGGUUACAAGCUCGCGAAGAAAAGCACAAGGAGCUCACCGGUGUAAAGGAAUCAUGUGAUCGUCUCAGCCUUGAGCUCGAGACCUCAAGCAAGAAGAUUGAGGAGCUUCAGGCACAGUUGCAGUUAUCAUCGGGCGAAGCUCAGAAAUUCGAGGAGUUGCACAAGGAAAGUGGUUUGCUCGCUGAGUCGGAGACGAAGAAGGCCUUGGAGCUGGAGAGGUUGCUUGAGGCGGCAAAAUCUAGUGCGAAAGAGACGGAAGAUCAGAUGGCUUCUCUGCAGGAUGAGCUGAAAAGCUUGUCUGCGAAGAUCGAUGAGAGCAAGAAAGUUGAAGAGGCUCUAAAGAGCGCGACAGCUGAGCUUGCGACUGUUCAGGGAGAAUUGGAGCUUUCAAAAUCACAGGUGCAAGAUGUGGAGCAGAGGCUAGCUUCAAAAGAAGCUCUUAUUAGCGAAAUGACACAAGAAUUGGAAGUUGCAAAGGCUGCUGAAUCCACAGCCAGACAACACGCUGCCUCGCUCGAGAGUUUGCAGACGGAGAGCACGGAGAACCUCCAACUGAAAGUAUCCCAGCUUGAGGCUUCACAAUCAGAACUGAAGGAGGCUGUUAAUGCCAAGAUCGAGGUCGAAGAGCUCCUGAAAAGCCAGGAAACAAAGACGAUAGCCUUGCAGGAAGAUCUAGAAAAGUUGAGCAAAGAAAAGCAAGCACUGGAAGAUACUAUCUCUGAUCUAACUAAUAAUUCUGUUCAGAUGAAGGAGCUAUGCAACGACCUCGAGGCCAAGUUGCAGCAGUCCGAUGAGAAUUUCUGCAAAGCAGAUUCCCUUCUGGCAGAAGCAGUGGCGAACAGCAAAGAACUCGAGCAGAAACUGAAAACCGUGGAAGAGCUUCACAACGAGUCCGGUCAUGCUGUCACAACGCUCGAGAGCACGCGGGAGGCCCUGAGGGCGGAAGCCGAGGAAGCAAGGUCGAAGCUCAGUGAAUCCGAAACCAGUCGCAUUGCUGCAGAACAGAGGACAGUUGAGCUAGAGCAGCUACUAAACUUGGAGGAGUUGAAAAGCCAUGACUAUCAAAGGGAGGUGAGAGAGUUAUCUGAGAAACUAUCUGAACUGGACUCUGAGUUGAAGAAGGAGGUGGGAGAGAAGCAACAACUAGACAUCCAGUUGCAAGAAUUUCAGGCCAAGAUAGCUCAAAUCGAGUCUGAUUUGAGCAAGUCCACAGCUCGUACAUCCGAGCUCGAGUUAGAAUUAAAGAGUGUCAAUGACAAAUGCGUUGAGCACGAGGAGCGAGCCAACACAAUUGAGCAGCGCCGCAUUGAGCUCGAGAGUUCAAUCCAGACAUCUGAUUCAAAAGCGCUGGAAGCUGGCAACAAGGUGAGUGAGUUCGAGCUACUUCUUGAAACAGAAAAAUAUAGGAUCAAGGAGCUCGAAGAGCAAAUAAGCUUGCUGGAGAAGAAAUGCGAGGAUGUAGAAGCUGAAUCCACGAAGGGCAGUCAGAAGGCGUCUGAACUCGAAGCCGAACUUGAGGCAGUCCAGUUGAAAGCAUCAAGCCUAGAGGCUGCGCUUCAAGCAUCCACAGAAAAAGAAAAGGAGUUGAAUGAUUCCUUUAACUUGACUACAGAAGAGAACAACAGCUUGAAAGAUUCUUCAAGAACCUUAAAUGAGAAGCUAUCCGAGGCUGACAAUCUACUUAGCAUGUUGAAGGAAGAGCUCAGUAUCUCACAGCAGAAGCUGGAAAGCAUAGAGAAUGAUCUGAAAGCAACUGAAUCGAGGGAAACUGAAGUUAUCGAGAAGCUCAAGCUGGCCGAGGAGCAGCUAGAGCAACAAAGCAAAGUGUUGGAGACGGUGACUGCAAGGAGUGCAGAACUUGAGACGUCGCAUGAAACUCUAUCAAGAGAUGCAGACCUCAAAAUGCAGGAGGCAAUUGCUAAUUUCUCCAACAGAGAUUCUGAGGCGAAAUCGUUGCAUGAAAAGGUGCAGGAUCUUGAAAAUCAAGUGAAAAGCUAUCAAGUGCAGCUUGCAGAAGCAACAGAGAAACAUGAAACUGCAAGUAAAGAGCUCGAUCAGAUUUUAUUGAAGCUUGCUUCUUCUGAAGACAUCAGUGAAGGCCUGAAAACGAAGAUCCUCGAGGUUGAAGGAAAAGCUGACUCUUACGUCUCAGAGAACGCGCUCUUAUCUGAAAAGAAUAUGCAACUCAGUGAGAAGGUUCAAGAUCUUGAAGAAAAGCUAAACGUUACAGUUUCUGAGAGGGAAAUCUCUUCACAGCAGCUCGCUUCUCACUUGAGCAGCAUCACGGAACUGACUGAGCAGCACUCUAGGGUCUCUGAACUUCAUUCUGCAGCUGAAGCUCGCAUUUCGCAAGCAGAAGCUCAGUUGGAAGAAGCCCUACAAAAGUGUGGUCUAAGAGAGUCGGAAGCAAAGGAUCUAUACGAGAAGCUUCAAGCUUACGAAGCACAGGUGAAAACCUAUGAAGCACAGGGUCAGGAAGCAUCUGCACUUGUGAAAAGCCGCGAACUAGAGCUGGAAACUAUCCUUUCAAAGUCUAAGGAUCUGGAUAGUGAACUGGAGAGAAGCUCUAGUCAGUUUAAGAAGGAGAUUGAUGAUUUACAUACAAAAUUAUCCGUUGUUUCAUCCGAGAAAGAUGAUGCAGCUAAAGAACUAGAAGCUGCCAGGAAAGAAAUCGAGGAGCUCACUCAACGACUCACUUCUGAAGGCCAAAAGCUGCAAUCCCAGAUAUCUUCUGUGAUGGAAGAGAACAAUUCGCUUAAUGAGAAAUUCCAGAGCUCCAAGAAAGAUCUUCAAGCAAUUAUAGUACAACUCGAAGAGCAACUGAAAGAUCAAAAAUCGAACGAGGAUGCCUUGAAAGAUGAGUUGCAGAAUCGUCUGAAGGAGAUUGAAGAACAAUUGGCAACUGCAGAAGCACGGUUAAAGGAAGAGAACAAGCUGAGUUCCCAAAACGACGUGGAACGAGAAGCUGCUUUGAAGAGUUCUUCAGAAGAACUCGAAGCCAAGAAAAAAGAAACACUACUCUUACAGAGCCAAGUGAAAGAUCUUGAGCAAAAGCUGCAGCUUGCUGAGGCUAAAUCUAAAGAAAAGGGUGCUGCUACCUCUGAACACAAGGAUGAAACCAUAAAAUCGCGGGAAAUUGAAUUUCCCACGUCCACUCCUUCGAAAAGAAAGAGCAAGAAGAAAUCCGAGGCGGCUUCGCCUGCAGCAUUGCCCUCAGAUGCACAGGUUCAAACUGCUGAGGCAUCUCCUGGCUUGAACUUGAAGUUCGUUUUAGGUGUGGCUCUUGUCUCAAUCAUCUUUGGCAUUAUUGUUGGCAAAAGGUAUUGAAAUGUGGCAAGUUUGAGUUUGGAUUUGUGGUUUUGCUAUAUUAAUUUUCAAUAUUUUUGGGGGGUUUCUUUUUUGAUUUCUCUAUUCAAUUUUACAUUUGAUUAGUUUGUUAUUUGUAGAAAGCAACUGGUAUUUAAUUUGCAUCUCUAGCUUGGGUUUUUCUUGAUCUUCAUAGUCAGGAUAUUGGUUUUCAUUUGAAUCCUGACUUGUAGUUUUGGCAAGGGAAAAAAAUGAACAAGAAAAUAUGUUGUUCUUGCUGUAAUCAACUUUGUUUAUUUACCUAUUUAUUUUCUUUUAGUUUACUUAUAAUUAUUA